UUUAAGCCGCCUUUGGUCAUACUGUGAAAAUCUAGAUAUACUUUCUUACAAGUUCAACCAAUUUCUAGCACAAAAGCAGAAUCGAAUAUGGCUCAUUUUGUACCUAAUCCGGUCCAUAAAAACUUCUACAUCAAGGACUCGGUUGCCUACACCGAGGACCACAUUCCCGUGCGCAAGUUGUACAUUUACAAUGUUUCACCGGAGCUUAACCAAAGCAUUCUUGAGGAUUACUUCGGGACCUUUGGACUCGUUCUAAGCGUGCAGGUCUUUCGGCCCCGGAUCCAUACGACUGGCUUCCACAACCACAAACGAAAUGUAGCCAGGUACACUCCAACCUCCCUGUUGACUGGCCUCGUCUUGUACGCCGAGAAACGAGAUGCAGCUAAGGCCCUGAUCAGCGAAAUCCAUCAUGUGAACGGCAGUCAUAUUAAGGUGCUGGCCAGUGACAGCUGGCACCAGCCGGAAGCCUAUGGCAUGCCUCGAGAUCCGCCGGUGAUGCCGCCCAACACGGAGCCCCCACCGCCGCCGGCCAUCAUGAUCCUCAACGACCACUGCCUGGAGCAUAUUUUGCAGUACCUUUCGCUGGCGGAUCAGGUCCACUUCGCCAGGAGCUGCCUGCGCUUCAGGGGCGUCUACCAAAUGGCCACCCCCUUACUGCACAAGUCGGUGGACUGGUCCCAGUUCGGUGACAUGACCGUCUGGGACGUGCGCGACUUCUUUGAACUGUCCGGUUGCCAUGUACAGAAAUUGAUGGGCAAGUUGCCCAGGACCAACUCCAAACGGUUGACUUUCUUCUUGUCCCUCAGCUCGCGCAACAUGCACAAGAUCUUCUCCAGGAUGCACAAGCUAGAAACGCUGGAACUACAGUAUUCGAAUGUAAAGGACGACGAUCUCUUAGUCCUGCGAAAUCUGCGCAGCCUAAAGACGCUCAACCUAGAUGGCAAUGAUUUGCUUGUCAAGACCCUUGUCAACUUACCGGACACCAUAGAGUCGUUGUCACUUAACCAGUGCAUGAUAAGUGGUGGCUACCUUACAACGAUUGGCAAGGUCUUUUACCAGCUAAAGGAACUUAACAUUCUUAGUCUAAGUGAAAGUUCUGUGGACUACCAAACUAUAAUUCAGGACAAGUCCUUUGCCUUUCUGGAGACCCUGCGGAUCACCGUCGAAGAAGACGAGAAGUACGAGCUUGUGGCGCAAUUGCCCAGCUUGAAGCAUCUGACUAUCGUUGCUGGUCCGUUUAUCAACCGUGUGCCUCGCAUACAUCUAUUCGAGCAGCUGGUGAAGCUCAAGGCGAAGCAGUUAGAACAACUUGAAAUACGUGGUUUCAAAAAUCUGACAAGGGAAAUGCUAAUCCACAUCUCCAAGCUUGUCGGAUUACACACUCUUAUUGUUCACAGUGAUGAUGAGGACAAUCACCUGCAAUUGCUCUCUAGUCUCGUCAAUCUUAAGCAGUUCACCCUCCGACUAACGUCAAACGUAAGCGACUUGGCGGUACUGCAGUUGUUUCGCUCAUGCCGUAAACUAUACUUCCUGAAUCUAGAGGAUUGCAGACACGUGACCUUCGAGUUGGUACUCGGCAUCGUGGCACAGGUGCGCAAGGAACUGAACAACAAGGAGAUGCAUCGCAAGUUACCCAUCCAGCUGGUGGCUAGCCGCAUUCUUUAUGACGAUAUUUUGAAAAAUCAUAAUAACGUGCCCAAAGAUAUAAUCAUUGUUCGUGAACAGCUUUAAUCAUAUCUAAUAUAUAGGCGCAUAAUGCCAUCUCAAUUCUAUUCUAUAUUCUUUAACCUAACCUGGCAACGCCGCUAAGACGGCGUCGUAUUUCGUAAUUCAAUUCACUGUCAAAUAGGCUUCGCAACUGGCAAG
Drosophila rhopaloa is the source of this 1866-nucleotide messenger RNA. RefSeq lists its product as uncharacterized. Bases 88 to 1731 code for a protein of 547 amino acids. Lineage: Eukaryota; Metazoa; Arthropoda; Insecta; Diptera; Drosophilidae. The record is from RefSeq and is a predicted model, not a curated record. The transcript has 2 exons. Gene Ontology annotation, molecular function: RNA binding; protein binding.